GGUCAGCGUUCCCGAGGGGGCAGAGGUCACCUUCUUGUGCAGCUUCCCCAACACCAGCACCCCGACCAUGCUCAACUGGUACCGGGGCAGCCCCAACAACCAGUCGGUCAAGCUGGCCGCCUUCCCCAAGGACAACGGCAAGUCGUCCCUGGACCCCCGCUUCAACAUCACCCAGGAGGGCGGCAAGCCCACCUUCCGCCUGCGCAUCAGCGCCGUCUACCGCAACGACAGCGGCAACUACUACUGCGGCGCCAUCCACCUUCCGCCCCAGACCCAGAUCUCCGAGAGCCCCUGCGCCCAGCUCACCGUGACGGACCGUGUCUCUGAACCACCCACCGCACACCCCAGCCCCUUGCCAGGGGGCGCAGGUCACCUGCAGGUCCUGGUCGUCAGCGUCACCAGUGUCCUGGUGGGCAUCCUGCUGCUGCUGCUGCUGGCCUGGGUCCUGAUCACCGUCUUCCCUAGGGGCAUGCAAGGGCCUGGUGGAGCACGCAGUGAUGACACACCUCUGAAGGAGGACCCCUUGGCCUUGCCCGUGCCCACCGUGGACUACGGCGAGCUGGACUUUGAGCGGCGGGAGAAGACGCCAGAGCCCCCUGCCUCCUACUUCCCUGAGCAGACCGAGUACGCAGUCAUUGUCUUCCCGGACGGCGUGCCCCCUGGGGGGCAUAGGGGCUCAGCUGAAGGCGUGUGGGGACCCCGACCUCUGAGGCCCGAGGACGCUCACAGCUCCUGGCCCCUUUGACCAUGUGAGGGAGCACAGGACAGUGGGGCCACUUGAGGGUGAACCCUAUUCCCGCAUGGCUGACAGCACCCUGGACUUGGUGCUUCCAGCCAGCAUGAGCACAGCUGUGCUUUGAGUCCCCUACAGGGAGGAAGCCAGGGCUCGUGUGGGCAGGCCAGCCGCCGCAAGUCCAGUGUGGGCACAACCUACCAGGGGCUGCUGAGAACACACCGUGGGAACAAGCUGCCCAUUCUCCCAGGGUGGUCACUGCCCUGCCAGGCACCCCAAGGAGUGGGGCCCACAGAGCCUUGUCCAGCCCACACAUAGACAUCUGCUGUCCAGGCCUGUGGCCGGGGAGGACAGCCCUCCCCAUUAGGUCUAUGAUAUUCUAUAUUAUAAUUAAAUAACACUGACACUCUG
This is a messenger RNA of Echinops telfairi (small Madagascar hedgehog), 1144 nucleotides long. RefSeq names its product programmed cell death 1 (gene PDCD1). NCBI's taxonomy places the organism in Eukaryota, Metazoa, Chordata, Mammalia, Afrosoricida, Tenrecidae. The transcript has 4 exons. The record is from RefSeq and is a predicted model, not a curated record. Bases 68 to 745 code for a protein of 225 amino acids. Gene Ontology annotation, cellular component: external side of plasma membrane; membrane. Gene Ontology annotation, biological process: positive regulation of T cell apoptotic process; negative regulation of immune response.